GGUCAAGGAGUCCCUAGAAGCUGGGCAGGUCCAGAAGGUUUAUCGGCACGUGUCAGGGUCCCUUACCUGUCGUUCGCGGCAGGAUAAAGCCUCUGGCAUCACCAGACUCGGUCCGUCCUGCAGAAGGGCCGGCGUGUGGCCGCGCGCUUCCUGUGGGGCCCCCCUCGUGCCUCGGCCGAUCGCUCGGGGACUGCUCAAAGCCCAGCUCUUUCGUAUAUGUCACUGGGUGCUAGAUCUCCUGCUCCUGGGAUGAAAAUAGGUGUGCCUCCACGCAGAUUUUAAAAGCAGUUUCUCUCCAAAUCAUCAUCUUUCAUACCACCUGAUAAGCAUCUUGAUUCACCAUGGCAUUAGCAGCAGUAAAAUGGGCGAUAUCAAACAGAACUGUCUUGAAACAUUUAUUUCCAAUUCAAAACGGAGCUUUAUAUUGUGUUUGUCAUAAAUCUACGUAUUCUUCUCUUCCAGAUGACUAUAAUUGCAAAGUGGAGCUUGCUUUGACAUCUGAUGGCAGGACAAUAGUAUGCUACCACCCUUCUGUGGACAUUCCAUAUGAACACACAAAACCUAUCCCUCGGCCAGAUCCUGUGCACAAUCAUGAAGAAACACAUGAUCAGGUGCUGAAAACCAGAUUAGAAGAAAAAGGUGAACACUUGGAGCAAGGACCCAUGAUAGAGCAACUGAGCAAAAUGUUCUUUACUACUAAGCACCGCUGGUAUCCUCGCGGACAGUAUCAUAGACGUCGUAAGAAACUGGAUCCUCCAAAAGACAGAUGAUAUUGAGGUUUUCAGUAAUCAAGGAGAAAUGUUAUCCUGUAUCUCAUUUGCCGUUUGAGAAAAUGCAAUUGAGUAUAUUCAGUAAUAUGUUAUAUAGUAAAAUAAUAAUAAAAUGUCUUUUCAUAUAUUAGAAUGUGUAUUUCCUUUUUUUGUUGCAGUAUAAUUGACAUAUGACAUUAUAUUAAAGUUGUACAACAUAGUGA
This is a messenger RNA of Diceros bicornis minor, 973 nucleotides long. RefSeq names its product mitochondrial ribosomal protein L42 (gene MRPL42). The transcript is spliced from 6 exons. NCBI's taxonomy places the organism in Eukaryota, Metazoa, Chordata, Mammalia, Perissodactyla, Rhinocerotidae. Gene Ontology annotation, cellular component: mitochondrial large ribosomal subunit. The record is from RefSeq and is a predicted model, not a curated record. The coding region runs from base 342 to 770 and encodes 142 amino acids.